GACUUGAAUCAAGGGCAGAGAACUAGAGUUCUCUUCAUUUGACGUGAUGGACGUGACGGAGAUAGAGGAAACAAUCGCCGGUGUCUGGUCAUUUCACAGGGAUGAGAACCUAGAUGGAUACCUGAAAGAAUGCGGUGUGAAUUUCAUCUUACGCAAGCUUGCCCAGGCGGCCUGUCUGUGUAUUACAAUGGUGAUAUCUGUAGAGGAUGGACAGUUACGGAUACAAAAUAAAGGCCCCAAAAACACAGACCACAAGGCUCACCUGGGAACAGAGAUCCAUAUCACAGACUUAAUGCAUAAUCCCAUGAAGGAGGUACAUACGUGGUCUAAUAAUCAGCUGAUCACGAUAUCGAGACCAACAGAGGGGUCUAAAGCACUUCCUACAAAGGUCAUACGGGAACUUGUUGAUGAGCAUUUAGUCAUGACUCUAUUGGUUAACGAUGUUGUCUGUAAAAUGAUUUAUAAACGGAAAUGUUAAUCAGUCAUUGGAGAAAUUUACAUAAAAGAAGAAUCGGAUAUCAAAGAUGUGCACAUGAAAUCAGUGAGUACUGUCCAGCUGCCAUAUGUGAUUGUCAAGCUAUGGAACGUAUAAAAUUGUAUACAACAAAGUCUGGAUACUUGAUUUCUGUUGUGGUGGAUGUAACAGAAUUGAAUGAUGUGAAUGUUAGUGAUGAAAUAUCCCAUGUGGCGGAUCCAAGUACGUGUAGCAGGGUAAAUGGAACGUGCAACAAUUUUUGUGUCCCACGUUAUAUGUACAACAAAAAUGGUGCUGUAUUUGUGAUAAUUUAAGAGAUAUUGUUACAUAUUUGAGAAAAAAUGCUCUGUAAUAAAUGUCAGAUAAAGAUUGAGAACGGAAUAACAAUCUCAAUAGAGAAUUCCUGCAAAAAUAUGCCUUCAAAACCUUCAUUUCGUAAUGAUCAUUUUGUCUGUUUGUUUAGUAC
This is a messenger RNA of Saccostrea echinata, 941 nucleotides long. Its product is annotated as fatty acid-binding protein, heart-like. Gene Ontology annotation, cellular component: cytosol; nucleus. Bases 47 to 478 code for a protein of 143 amino acids. The record is from RefSeq and is a predicted model, not a curated record. Gene Ontology annotation, biological process: fatty acid transport. Lineage: Eukaryota; Metazoa; Mollusca; Bivalvia; Ostreida; Ostreidae. Gene Ontology annotation, molecular function: fatty acid binding. The transcript is spliced from 4 exons.